Messenger RNA from Amorphotheca resinae ATCC 22711, 1692 nucleotides. RefSeq lists its product as hypothetical. The transcript has 5 exons. Gene Ontology annotation, biological process: transmembrane transport. Bases 1 to 1692 code for a protein of 563 amino acids. NCBI's taxonomy places the organism in Eukaryota, Fungi, Ascomycota, Leotiomycetes, Helotiales, Amorphothecaceae. The record is from RefSeq and is a predicted model, not a curated record. Gene Ontology annotation, molecular function: transmembrane transporter activity. Gene Ontology annotation, cellular component: membrane.
AUGGCGGACACGACCGAGACAUCUGAGGAGGGUUCUCACUCCCCAGCGGCAACACUCCAAUCGGAUUUCCCGCGCCUCUCGAAAGAAUUCGAGCCGAUCAGCUCUGCGCCGAAAGCCAGCAGCGACGCGACCCGCGAGCAGCAAAAGGCGAAGCCGAGAUCAUCACUGUCUUCAAUCAGCCGGACGCGAUCGAACAAUGGUUACGGGUGUGACGAAGCAGAUGAGGAUACCGUUGGGGAAAUCGCUCUCGAAGAUGCCGUUGCUGCGGGCAGAGACCCUUUCGAAGUGCACUGGGAGGGAGGGGAAAGGGACCCGAUGAAUCCAAAAAGUCGCUCAUUGUUCAGGAAGUGGAUUAUCGUUAUAAUUGUCAGCGCGAGCUCGCUAUGCGUAACCUGUACAUCCUCGAUAUAUACAUCGACCUACACGCAAGUUUUAGCCAGGUUCGACUGCUCGCGCGAGGUUGCAACUUUAGGACUGUCUCUCUUCAUUAUGGGACUUGGUUUAGGUCCGAUGUUUCUAGGGCCUUUAUCUGAGUUUUAUGGUCGCCGGCCAAUAUAUCUCGUCUCUUUCACUUUCUUCCUGAUAUGGCUUAUCCCAUCCGCGGUAGCUAGGAAUAUCGCAACACUGUUAGUUAGUCGAUUCUUGGCUGGGCUCUCAGGCAGCGCCUUCUUGUCGGUUGCUGGAGGCACUGUUGGGGAUCUGUUCAACCGAGAUCAACUCCAGCUUCCCAUGCUGAUAUAUACAGCGUCCCCGUUCCUGGGACCCUCUGUUGGGCCAAUUAUCGGAGGAUUUAUCAAUCAGUACACAAAUUGGCGUUGGACCUUUUACGUACUCUUGAUGUGGGCAGGUGUGACCUUAACUCUGAUAUUUUUCCUGGUUCCUGAGACAUAUCAUCCCGUUCUUCUGCGAGCCAAGGCUCGGAAACUCCGCAAAGAAACAGGCGAUGAACGAUGGAAAGCACCACUCGAGAAGAUGAAUAAAUCGAUACCUAGGACUAUUGCGUACUCCUUACUCCGCCCUGGCCAAUUGCUACUUUUCGAGCCAAUGUGUUUAAACCUUUGUCUCUUCUCGGCCAUCCUCUUAGGUAUCAUCUAUCUAUUCUUCGGUGCUUUCCCUCUUGUAUUCGAGGGAAACCAUGGGUUUACGCUCUCUCAAACCGGUCUCUCGUUUUUGGGGAUAACAAUCGGCAUGAUUGCUGGCGCAGUAACCGAUCCAUUUUGGCACAGGAACUAUGUGCGACUCAUCAAGCAGCGAGAAAUAGCAACGGGGGAGAUUGGUGGCAGUGAGCCCGAGUACCGUCUCCCUCCUGCCAUCGCUGGCGCUAUUCUCGUUCCUAUAGGCCUCUUCUGGUUUGCUUGGACAACUUAUGCAUCAGUUCACUGGGUCGUCCCAAUCAUCGGCUCAGGAAUCUUUGGCAUGGGAACGCUCCUAGUCUUCAGUGGCAUAUUCACAUUCCUGGUAGAUGCGUAUCCGCUGUACGCUGCAUCUUCCCUAGCCGCCAAUAGCUUUGUGAGAAGCAGUUUCGGCGCGGGCUUUCCACUCUUUGGAAUACAGAUGUACCAUAAAUUGGGCGAUCAAUGGGCCUCGAGCCUUUUGGCAUUCUUAACGGUGGCUAUGAUGCCGUUUCCGUACAUAUUCUUCAAAUAUGGGAAGAGGAUUAGAGGGAAAAGUCGAUUUGCGACGUCGCAAUGA